AUGUCUCAACAAAAUAGUAAAUUACAUUAUUAUUCGGACGGAGAUAUUUUAUUUAUCGUAGAGAGCACAAUAUUUCGCAUACACAAGAAUAUUAUAGGAUUAGCUUCAAAAAUGUUUUAUGACAUGUUUACUUGUGCUGUUCCAAAUUCACCUUCCGAUGAGGAGAAUAUACCGGAAAUAGUAUUAGAGGGAGAACAGAGCAAGACAUUCGAAGAUUUAUUAUCGUAUAUCUAUCCAAAUACGUACAUCAUGAUAGAUUGGAAUAACGUCGGUGAAUUCUUGAGAUUUUCAGAAAAAUACAUCAUUGAUUCAGUCUUAACAAGCGCGAAAAUGUUCCUGGAGAGAGAAUUUCGUAGGAAUCCUUUGUAUUCAUUAUUGCUCGCUGAUAUAUAUAAUUUUAGAUCCCUUUACAAAGAAUCAUCCAAAUUGGUCCUAGACAAAUUUCCAGAGUAUAAAAGAAAAGGAACCUUUUCUCAACUUUCCUCAUAUACUCGGGAUUCUUUGACCAACAAGUACAAUUCCUACACGAAUUCUCUGACCAAAUUGGCCAAUAUAGAAUUCACUUCAGGUUACCUACAUUGUGAUGAGUGUAACAAACCUACCGAUCAUGAUUUAAGGAUCAAUCAAGAAUUCAUUGAAAGAAGUAGACAAGUACAAGUGUUGCCUUUACCCUUACCACCCACCCCUCCUUCUAUAACGAGAAGAAUAUUAUUUAAUAGCCUUGGAUAUAGAACUUGUGAUAAUCAAUUCAUGACUUUUCAAUUACCUAGAAAAUUUAAAAAACAUUUUGGUGUUUUUGAACCCCUAGAGUGUAAAAAGCAUAAAAAAGAUCCUGAUUUUUAUCCUUACAUUGAAUUAAGUGAAUAG
Messenger RNA from Funneliformis mosseae, 867 nucleotides. The record is from the annotation of a GenBank genome assembly. Lineage: Eukaryota; Fungi; Glomeromycota; Glomeromycetes; Glomerales; Glomeraceae.